Trichechus manatus latirostris (Florida manatee) is the source of this 2089-nucleotide messenger RNA. RefSeq names its product Ras association domain family member 1 (gene RASSF1). The record is from RefSeq and is a predicted model, not a curated record. NCBI's taxonomy places the organism in Eukaryota, Metazoa, Chordata, Mammalia, Sirenia, Trichechidae. Gene Ontology annotation, biological process: Ras protein signal transduction. The transcript is spliced from 5 exons. The coding region runs from base 463 to 1281 and encodes 272 amino acids. Gene Ontology annotation, cellular component: microtubule cytoskeleton; nucleus.
AUAGCAUAUUUCGCCUCGGCAGAGAGUGGUUAAUUCUGUGUGCGGGCUCGGCUCGGACCUCACGGGCCGGAAGCCGAACGCAGCGGGCUCAGCACCGCCCAGGCUCUGCGCACCCGCAUGGUCCGCAACGUUCCUCACUUGCAUCCGGUCCAGCGGCCACGCGGUUGCACAUGCGCACACUCCCCGUCACGUCCCCUAUGGGAAGUCGGCCUACCAUACGGAGAGGAGCUGAGCUGAGCUGCCUCGGCGAUGAGGUCAUUCCUGGAAGUGAGGCGUGUGUGGCCCCGCCCCUCGAUGUUCCUCCCCCAAUGAGACAAGAGCUGGAUCUCGGCUGUCUACGUUUCAGUCAUAAGGGUUGCGGCGCGGACGCUGGUGGCCUUGGCGCACGCGCACACGCGCCCAGGGCGGCGGUUGGCGACUGCGGGCGCACGCGACCGGGGGACAGGGCGGGCGGGCGCGGAGAUGGGUGAGGCGGACGCUGGGACGCCUUCUUUCGAGAUGACUUGGAGCAGCACGACAAGCAGCGGCUACUGCAGCCAGGAGGACUCCGACUCGGAGCUCGAGCAGUACUUCACAGCGCGCACCUCGCUGGCGCGCAGGCCGCGACGAGAUCAGGAUGAGCCCGUGGAGUGGGAGACACCGGACCUUUCUCAGGCUGAGGUUGAGCAGAAGAUCAAGGAGUACAACAGCCAGAUCAAUAGCAACCUCUUUAUGAGCUUGAACAAGGACGGCUCCUACACAGGCUUCAUCAAGGUUCAGCUGAAGCUGGUGCGCCCUGUCUCAGUGCCCUCCAGCAAGAAGCCACCCUCCCUGCAGGAUGCCCGGCGGAGCCCAGUGCGGGGCACUGCUGUGAGGCGCCGCACCUCCUUCUACCUGCCUAAGGAUGCUGUCAAGCACCUGCACGUGCUGUCGCGCACACAAGCACGUGAGGUCAUUGAGGCCCUGCUGCGCAAGUUCUUGGUGGUGGACGACCCCCGCAAGUUUGCACUCUUUGAGCGGGCUGAGCGCCACGGCCAAGUGUACCUGCGGAAGCUGUCAGAUGAUGAGCAGCCCCUGCGACUGCGGCUCCUCGCAGGGCCCAGUGAGAAGGCCCUGAGCUUUGUCCUAAAGGAGAACGACUCUGGAGAGGUGAAUUGGGAUGCCUUCAGCAUGCCUGAACUGCACAACUUCCUGCGCAUCCUGCAGCGAGAGGAGGAGGAGCACCUUCGCCAGAUCCUGCAGAAGUAUUCCUGUUGCCGCCAGAAGAUCCAGGAGGCUCUGCAUGCCUGCCCCCUGGGGUGACCUUGUCAACCCCGAAGAGUGGAAGGAGGAGAGUAGGCAGCACCAAGGGCAUGCCGUGUGAAUGUGACAUGGCCUGUGGGGCCUGAGGAGUGAGUGUGCAUGGCGGUUCUUCCCUGUUGGGGGUACGAGCCGAGAACAGCUAAGGAGCUGACCCUCUGUGUCCACCAGUGGGUGCAGCAGAGCAUGGCUCUGCACCCCUUUGCCCUUCAUGUACUGGGUCAUGGUGGGCCAGGGCUUCCCUCGAAAGCUGCUACAGGCUUGCAGCAGGAGUGGAGUAGACAGAAGUCUCCCUAAUUCAUGGCUCUGAUGUGAGAAUCAUGGAAACCCUACAAGCCGAACAAGGGCAUGUUUGUAGGGGUGAGAGCCCUCAUCUAUGGGGAAAGGUUGUACAUUUUGGGCUCAGAUGGGUUCUUAGGACAUCCUAUAGAGCCAAGGGUGGGUGCUUAGGAUAAGGCAGGCAUCGAGGGAGAAUAGAUUCCCUCUAGAGUGCCCUCUGACCCCUCAUACACCCUGGGGUCAGUGAACACUAUCUCACAGUGCAGCAACAGUGCCUCAGUUCCUCCUCUGAGGAGGGUGUCCCCGGGCCAGGGUCCAUGCAAGUGUGGGCACUGCCCAGGUCUGUGCCUUGUUUGCCAACUAAAGUCAGGGUCUCUCCGGUAUUUUUGAUGAUGUGUGUGAAUGUGUAUAUUGUUUCGUGGCCUUAACUGAAUGCCUCCUGUAGGGAAAGGGGUGGGGGUGUCAGUCAUCACGGCCUGGGGCCUGAGAGAAUUGAGUGAAUAAAGAUUUGAGAAUACUGCUGCUUUUGGAC